Bufo bufo (common toad) is the source of this 7681-nucleotide messenger RNA. RefSeq names its product serine/arginine repetitive matrix protein 2-like. The coding region runs from base 19 to 7281 and encodes 2420 amino acids. The transcript is spliced from 14 exons. Gene Ontology annotation, molecular function: mRNA binding. NCBI's taxonomy places the organism in Eukaryota, Metazoa, Chordata, Amphibia, Anura, Bufonidae. The record is from RefSeq and is a predicted model, not a curated record.
GGCGGUUUCUCCAGCACAAUGUACAAUGGGAUCGGGCUCCCGACACCGCGCGGUAGCGGCACCAAUGGCUACGUUCAGCGCAAUCUCUCAUCCGUCCGGCACAAGAAGGAUCGGACCGACUAUAAAUCUGAGGAGGAGCUGAAGAAGCUGGAGGGUCUCCUGGUGAAGAAGCCCAACCAGGAGAUCCUGGACCAUGAGAGGAAGAGGAAGGUGGAGCUGAAGUGUCUGGAGCUGGAGGAGAUGAUGGAGGAGCAGGGGUACAGUGAGGCCGAGAUCCAGGAGAAGGUCGCCACCUUCAGGCUGAUGCUCCAGGAGAAAGAUCUGACCACAAAUAAAGAGGAGGACAAGCUGAGGACAAACGUCUCAGAAACUCAUCAGCUCGCAGAGGCCAACGAGAAGAAGAAUGAGCGCCUGCGCGCUGCCUUCGGGAUUAGUGACAGCUACGUGGACGGGAGCAGCUUUGAUCCAAACCGCAGAGCAGCAGCCAAGCAGCAGGAGCAGCAGAAAUCCUACAGUUUUGUCGCAGACUCGGAGCGUUCACGCUCACCAUCGCCAAGCAAACAGAAAAAGAAGAAAAAGGAGCGUGGCCGGUCACUCAGCCGCUCCCCCAGCCAUAAGGAGAAAAAGUCCAAAUCCCAUAAGCACAGAUCAUCAUCAGAUUCUAAGAAGAGGAAAGAGCGGUCGUCCAGCCCAAAGAGCAAGCGCAGAAAUAAAGACAAGACUAAGAGGUCCCCCAGUGGCUCUCCACCACGUAGACGUGCCUCCUCCUCCUCUUCAGAUCAGACCUCGCCCAGCAGGUCCAGACACGAUGUUCUCAAAGACACGCGUGCAAAACCUAUUCAUGGGAGCAACCCAGAAAGGCACAGACCAGUCAGCCCUGCACGAGAGCGGAGGAAAGAUCGAGAGCCGAGUCAACAGCCAGCGAGCCGUCCUAGAAAUGUAAAUAGAAGCAGCAGAGAGCGCUCCUCAUCGUUCUCUCCUAGAAGAGGUAAAGACGUCAGAGUGACUCCAGAGACUUCGAAAAGGGAUAAAAAACCGAGAGAGAGGAGUAACGCUGCUGCCCCAGACAUCUCUCCAAGAUCAAGCCCAGUGCCUCGAAAUAGGAGCAGACAUAACAGUCCAAAGGGUCGCUACCCAAAAGAGAAGGGCGACAGAGAAAGGCCACCUAGGGCUGUUUCACCUGAAAGUAGACCAUCACCAGCUACUCACAAACAUCACAGGAACCGAAGUCUGUCCCUGGAGAAAGAGCCUCCAAAGCAGAAAUCCAGGGAGGACUCUACAAGAAAUGAGAAACGGGAAGAAAAGAAAAAGCUUUCACCAAUACCUAAGAAAAAGUCUUCAAAAAGCAAUGGUUCAUCUUCCUCCUCCUCCUCCUCCUCCCAGUCAUCCUCCUCUUCUUCAUCAUCGUCCUCUUCUUCUUCAUCGUCAUCAUCCUCCUCCUCCUCCUCCGAAAGUGAAAUGUCAGAUAAGGGUACAAAAAAACCUCAAGCAGUUGUCAAAGAAAAUACAUCUUCCAGAACAAAACAUGAUACUGGAAUUACUGUUGGAAAGUCUGCCGCACAGACAAGAUCCUUAACGGGAAUGCGACCAGAUCAGGGUCAAAGGUCUUGUAGUCCUCAGAGAGAGCACAAGUUAGCGUCUCAAAAGCAUUCCCGAUCACCUUCUGAGAGCCCACCAAGGAAGGGUCGGUCAGUCACUCCUAAAGACAAGGCCCGAUCACCAUCUUUUUCUCCCCCAAAAAGUCCCAAAAGCAAAACUUCUAAAAAGUCCCCAAGAAAAGCACCGUCUCCAACCUCUCCUCGUAGAGGUACAUCAAAACCUUCACAAAGAGGGAGAACUUCCUCACAGUCACCUCCACGGCACUACUAUGAUAGAGAAAGAUCUCCCUAUGGUAAUGAGAAACGCCUGAGCACUAAAAGAUCUGACAAGACUGUAUCGGACAACCCCAAGAGAAGCGAAUCUUGGUCCAAGAGUGAUAGAAGAUCACAGCCUCAGUCUACAGGCAGACACAAGCGUUCAGUUACUCGAUCACCUCAGAGUAAUGAGAGGUCACGUUCUCGCUCUACUAGAAGGGUGCGGUCUCACACCAGGUCCCCAGUAACCGGUAAAGGCUCACGUUCCCCUUCUUUAGAACAAAAGCGCAGCUCACGGUCUAAGUCUAGACAAAAGCAAGUAAAGUCUUCUCCUCGUGGUAGAGAGAGGUCGCGUUCAACAUCAAGGUAUCAAAGGAGAACACCUUCUGAAACUCGUAUGGUUUCUAGAUCCCGUAGCCCUAGUUCACUCUCGUAUACAAAAAAUAAAUCAAGUUCACGAACACCAAUAAAAAGGACAAAGUCACGGUCAUUGUCUCCUAAACAAGCAUCUGUCCAGAAGAAGACUACUUCUCCCAAAACAAGACAUAGACCUCAGUCCUCCAAGGGACGAUCUUCUUCACGUUCAUUGUCUCCAGUUCAGAAGAAUCUUCCUUCAAGAAAUCAAUCAAAACGCUCUGUGUCACGAUCCAAGUCCCCUGUAAGAAAGAAGUUAUCAAGAAUACCUAGGUCCCCUUCACCACAAACCAGAAAACCUGAAAAGAAGUUGGACUCUAGUGAAAGAUACAGUUCUUCCCCAAUACCCAGAAGGGGGUCUUCUAGGUAUUCUGAACAAAGAAAGGCUAAAGAAAAUGCUGUGAAAAAUAAGUCUUCCCGUGAGAAGAGUUCAUCAAGAUCACCUCUUUCUCCAAGAUCACACACAAGCCAUUCACCUAAGGAAAGAUCUAGAAUUGCUCACAAGGAAAUUGUGUCUCCUCCUGAAUUCAAAACAAAAUCUAAAGAGCUGAUCCAUGCAAAGUCUACAGUACAAUCUUCGCAAAGUACACAGUCUCCUCAGAUUCAGCAUCCUAUUAGAGGCGACUCUGAAUCCUCUUCAGAACGUGAAUUCAGAUCAAAAUCGCCAGAAAAAGAGUUCACAUCUAGACAAACUGAAGGUAGAAGGAUAUCUGGUUCGAGUGAAAGCCGUUCUAGUGCUUCAAAAAGCAAAGAGUCAUCUGGUUCUGAAUCUGAAUAUAAACAGUUGCAAAAGAGCAGGCGGUCACGUUCUGACCAUAAGAUUAAUCGUGGUUCCCCAGGAAAAACUAGUAUUCAAUCAUCUUCUGACCAAAAGACAAAAUCACAGCGGUACCCAAGAUCUGAUUCAUCUGAGCGAGAAGAUAAAACCAAAUCAUCUAGAAGCAGGUCCAAGAGUUCGGACACUAAAAUAUUUACUAAAAAUAAGCCGCUUCUUGAAAUGUCUUCAGUUAUUGCUUCUAAACCUGAACUUGAGCAGUCACCGGAAAAAGAGAAAAUGUACGGGUCCCUACAGUCCAAAGCUAGUUCUCCAGAGUCUUCUCCAGAAAGCCAACCUAGAAGUAGACAGACACAUUCUCCAUCUAGUUCAGGUUCAUCUUCAGAAAGGCAGCCAAGAAAUGAAGUACAGUCAACGAGGUCAGAAUCCUCUUCAGAACAGCCACCUAAAAGUCGACGUGCACCAAGAAAGAGCCCAGAGUUGUCUUCAGAAUGUCAGACUAAAGGCGAACUGCCACCUCAAGCAACUCCAAAGUUACCUUCUGAAUAUCAACCUAGAAGCAAUUCACCACUAAGUGCAUGCUCUGACUCCUCACCCGAACGGCAACCUAGAGGUAAACGGUCAAAAUCCUGCAUUAGUUCACAGUCACCAUCUGAAGAAUCCAGGUUUAAAUCAAGCCAUCAUAGAGCAAGUUCAGAGUCCUCACCUGAAAGAACUGGACCUUCAAGUAAAGCCAACUCAGCACAACAUUGUGAGCGUGGAACAAGCUCCUGUACUUCGUCAAAAUCUAAUCUUGCAUCUGACCAUAGCAACAAAAUGGGAGCUACAUCACCAGAACAUGAAGCAGAGUCCAGGUCAUCACAACAUGGUAAUUCUAGAUCAGAGUCAGAGGUCCAACCGUCUCAAAGAAAAUAUGAUAAAUCUGAAAGUGAAUACACAAACCAAUCCCGCAGAAAUAAGUCAAUUUCUCAGUCAUCCCCUGAUGAUGGAACUGGACAUGGACAUUCUCAAAAGAGUUCUUACUCUAGAUCACCUGAAAGUGCAUCAAUGACACCACAGCACAAACCAACUUCUGGCUCAUCAGAUACUGAUUCCAGACCUGGAAUUUCUAAGCAUAAACCUAGAACCUCUGAAAGUGAGGCAAAGUCGUCUUGGUGUUCUUCAGAAGCUGAAGGAAAAUCAAAGUCUAUAUUUUGUAAAACUGGUUUGUAUUCCCAGGAAGAUGCGAAGACUACAGUCAAGGAGCAUGCUCACAUGUUGUAUUCUCCUUUAGAAAAACCACAGAACACUGAAUCCUCUGAACCUUUGUCUGCACCACAAGAGCAGCACGAUGUGUCCUACAAAGAGUGUGUAAAUCCAGCAGAGAGUUACACUGCAAUGUCACUGUGUGCAGAAAUUAAUGGGACAGAAUCCCAAGUAACUCUAACAGCAAAGGACAAGCUGGAAGACCAGUCUUAUUGUGGCUCCAAAUCCUCCCCGAUGAGUACUGAAACCAGUAUAAAGGAAGAUAUUGCUCUGGAACACGUGGUCUCUGAUGAAGAAGCUUCCCCACGAAGAGAUGCUAAAUCUUCUCCAGCUCAAGCAACACAAAAGAGACCCAAGCGAAGAAAAUCAAGUUCCUCAACUUCCUCCUCCUCCUCUUCAUCAUCUUCAUCAUCAUCCUCCUCCUCCUCCUCAUCAUCCUCUACAUCAUCCUCAUCAUCCUCUACAUCAUCAUCCUCCUCUUCAUCUUCUGAAGAUGAGGAUUUGGUUCAUUCAGCUGCGCAAAAUGGGAUAUCCUAUCUUGAUCUGGUUGUUGCCAGCCCCCCCACUUCACGUGAGCCCUUAGACUCCUUGCAGUGUGACGCACUUUUGUCUGUGACAGAUGACCUUUCUUCCAGACGUGAACCCAAGUCCCCCUCGGCACAGGUGUAUACCCCUGCUGGCAGAUCUACUUCUCCAAUGUCUGUUGAUGAGACCAGUCCAUCUAAUCUGAAUAAAGUGAGUGAGUCUCCUGAGACUCAGACAGGCUGCUCCACGAUCCGAGAAGCUUCUCCCUCUCCCCAAACAAACGUAAGCCUAGAUACAUCUCUUGCUUCUAACAUAUGUGGUGAGUUCCAAAAUAAUUCUAGUGUUUUCCAAGUGAGUGAAGAAUACAAACCAGAAGAAAGUCAUUCUGAAUCUCCAGGUAAAGAGAAUGUCUCCGACUCACAGUUGGCCCCACCUAAGACUGCUUUGUCUGAUACUCCAUCUAAUGCAGAGCAAGAAGAGCAUGAACCCAUGAAGCAGGAACAUCCUGAUGGCCCUAAAAGAAAGUCUUUGUCACCAUGUGCUAGUAAAAGCCCCAAGUCCCUGGCUUCUUCAAAACAUAGCCACUCGGAUUCCUCUUCAGAGGACAGCAGUUCUGACUCAUCAAGUGAAAGCAGCUCUUCAGAAGAGCACCCAUCUUCUGACCGUGUGUCACGCUCUCAAAGGGUGCACGUGCCAGAUCCACCACCAAUAAGGCGCAUUCCAUCACCAGACAGAAGGAAGUCUCCUGACUUCCUGAGGCAUAAAUCUUCAAGGCCUGAGUCCUUUAAAGGGAAAGAAGGACUUAAUCGUUCACGUUCCUCAUCUAGGUCUUCAGUUGCACAGCGAGAAUUCUCGCGCACUGUGGGGAGGGAAUCACAAAAAAUAAGAUCUCUAUCACGUUCACCUGUUCGUAAAGGUAGGUCUAAGUCUAAUACGCCACCAAGACACAGAGGAAGAACACCGCCUAGAGCAUUUAGGUCUCGUUCAAGGUCAAGAUCAGACAGGUACUCUCGUAGAAAUCGUUCACGAUCAUCUACAAGACGUUCACCCUCCUGGCAAAACUGUAGAAGAUGGGGGCGUCGCAGAUCUCCAUCGUCCCCCAGAAGAGGCCGCUCAGGUUCUCGCUCCCGUACUGACCGUUCGUGGCGUUCUCAUCGUGGAUCUUCACCUUGGAAGGGAAGGUCACGAUCUCCAUCAAGAUAUGAUUCUUAUCGCUACUCUUAUGGAGGUAGUAAUUCACGAUCUUCCCCAAGAAGAAGAUCGAGAUCGCCUUACAGGCGUGAUAGGCCUCCUAGUUAUUAUCGUCGGGACAGAUCCACCUCCUCAUCUAGAAAUAAGAGACUCAGGUCACCACAGAGAAAGUCACGCUCAUUUGAGAGAAGAGUGCGGUCGAGAUCUUCUGAUAGAUAUAAAAGUGCGCAGAGCAGCAGAGUUGGAGUUGCUAAAAGGCGCAGCCGUUCAUUAUCUGCAGACGAACAGUCACGAGCUCCUAGGAGGCAGAGACGGUCCUCAUCUCCAGCAGACAGUAAAUCUGUGCGACACCGCAAAAGCUCUCUUUCACCAGUAAGGACUGCAAAUAAAAAGUUGGCCAGCCCUAAACCUUCUGCUACCCCUCAUAUGCCUCCCCAGGAGAGUCCCCACAUGUCACCAUUUCCGUCACAACAGGAGAAUCAUGAGAAGUCCUCUGUAGACCAGAAAGAGUCUGAGGGCAGAAGAGAAGCUUCAGCGACAAAGAGCAAUUCCUCUUCACACACAGCACCGGCUGAGACUGAACAGACUGAAUGUCCUGAAGCACACCCCACUGCCCCGGACAUCCCUCCAUCCUCUGGGAAAGGAGAGGCUAAUCCUGAUAUGGACUCAAAGAUGCAGCCUUGCAGCAGCCAAAGAGCAGCAUCAAAACGUGCUACAGAAAACCUACAUGGAGAAAACCCCUCAUCUCCAAGCCGAGUAAAUGAGCCUUCAGAACAAGGACAGACCUUCCCCUCGGAUAAGAGUAAAUGGCCAAGGAGUUUGUCUUCACGGUCGGAUUCCAGCCUCCAAAAAUCCUCACCAGCUGCCGAAGCGGCCUCAAAUACAGAAAGGAUCUCCAGUCCAUCACCAGCUGAGCCUCAGGAGACAGAGGAACCACGAAGAUCCCGCAGCUCAAGUACAUCAUCUUCAUCCUCCUCAAGUUCUUCAUCCAGCUCUUCUUCCUCGUCCUCUUCAUCGUCCUCUUCAUCUCACAAGGCCAGCAGUAAGAAGGGGGCCCCUCCGAUCAGAAGAUCGCGGAGUCCCCGUAAACCCAUCGACUCGCUGAGAGAUUCCCGUUCCCUGAGCUAUUCUCCUGCUGAGCGACGACGCGUUCCGUCUCCCCCGCCCCGCAGGAGGGAGCGUGAUACCAGACGAAGCCACGGCUCCCCAGAAAGGAAGCGCAGGAGAGAGUCCCCGGAGUCCCGGUACUCGCGCCGGAGAUCCUCCAGGUCACCCUGAAUGUCUUAUCCUUCAUCUCGCAACAAAGGAAAAUGUUUUUAGGAUUUUUUUUUUCUUCUCUCCUGCGGUCGCUGCAGGUCGACCCCCUUUUUUGGGGGUUUGAGGAAACCUUAAGACCGCUGUGGAUGCCCGUGCGACCGGCGGCAGGAUGUGGCUGGAGUCCUGUGUGAUGGCGAUGUGCCAGCUCAUCGCCCAGCGUGGCUCCCACCCCUCCCGCUUGGUGAUGGUGCCCAUUCUUCUGCCCUCCUUCGUUAAGCAUAGACGAUUUUGUAAAAUGUGAAUUGAAUCCGUGAAUCUUCUGUUGUGUUUAUUUUGUCUUAUUUUUAUUUUUUUUUCCCCCCUUUUUUGAAAUCUGUACAGCAAGAAUUCUUUCUGUCAAUAAAAGUUUAGGCAAAGCCCA